Manduca sexta (tobacco hornworm) is the source of this 1328-nucleotide messenger RNA. RefSeq lists its product as uncharacterized. Lineage: Eukaryota; Metazoa; Arthropoda; Insecta; Lepidoptera; Sphingidae. The transcript has 2 exons. Gene Ontology annotation, molecular function: zinc ion binding; nucleic acid binding. The record is from RefSeq and is a predicted model, not a curated record. The coding region runs from base 4 to 561 and encodes 185 amino acids.
AUAAUGCGACAACGGUUGUUUGCGGAGGACGGAAAUAUAGAUUUUGUAAGUGCAGUAAGACUAGCGACGUCAUUAGAAGCAGCAGAGCGAGAUGCAGCGGCGGUGGAGGCGGGAAGCGGGUCAGAGGUGUUGGAAAAUGCCAAAGUGCACAAAAUAUCGGCGCAGGUAACGGCCCGGGGACAAAGCGUACGCGGAAGCGGCGGGCGUCACACGCGACCGGGUCGCGGCGGCGCGGUCUGGAAAGGCGCACAUAAGGUUGCGGUGGUGGAAACGCAGCUUCCGAAUCGUGUCAACAACGAUUCCUGCAAGGGCUGUGGGUCGACGAGUCAUCUAUAUGAGGGGUGUAGAUUCCGAUAUUUCGUCUGCAGCAGGUGCAAAAAUGCGGGUCAUCUGCGCCGGAUGUGUCCGAAAGCAGCUCGUGGAUCAGUGCGUGGUGAAUACUAUAGUGAUAGGAAGUUCCACUAUGGGGAGGUCGAUGUUAGCGAUCGAUCAUCGGAGGAGGUGGAGGACGCCAGCAUGGAUUUACAUCACUUAAAUUUGCGGGAUUACAAGGCGGUAUAAGAAUUUGUUCGACGGUAGCCUGGGGAAGUUCACGGGGGGCAAGGCAACGCUACGGGUGCGGGAAGGGGCGGCGCCGGUAUUCCAUCGCGCGCGCCCAUUGCCAUUUGCGCUGCGCGAGCGCGUCGACGCCGAGAUUGACGCGAUGCUUCGCGAUGGAAUAAUUGAACCAGUCGAUUGUUCGGAGUGGGCAUCACCACUAGUCCCCGUAAAUAAGUCGGAUGGGGCACUCAGGGUUUGUGUAGACUAUAAGACUACUGUUAACCCGGUUUUGCUGGUCGACCGGUAUCCGUUACCCAGAAUUGACGAUGUACUGGUAGUAUUAAAUGGCAGUCAGUAUUUUAGUAAAAUCGAUUUAUCUCAAUCGUAUAAUCAAAUUGAGUUGGAUGACUCUAAAAAGUACACCGUUAUUAACACUCAUCGGGGCUUAUUUAUAUAUAACCGUUUAGUUUUUGGGCUAUCGUCCAGUCCAGGGAUAUUCCAGCGUAUUAUGACAAAUUUACUUACAGGUAUACCUAAUGUGGCGGUGUUCAUUGAUGAUGUCAUAAUAGGGGGCCAAACGGAAUUAGAACAUUUAGAAGCUUUGGAAAUGGUAUUCAAGCGCCUAUUUGACAGUGGCUUAAGAUUAAAAAAAUCGAAAUGCGUUUUUAUAGCUCAGGAGGUAUCGUAUUUAGGAUAUAUAAUUUCAAAGGAUGGUAUAAAGGCAGACCCCGCGAAAAUCGAAGCGAUCGUAAAAAUUCCUAGACCAAUAAAUGUCUCUGACUUACGUU